CCGUAGGCAAUAUGUACAUGUGGUCUAGGAGAAAGGUGUCUUGACUUGGGGAGAUACAAAAAUUUAUUUCAACCGGGAUAACCACCCACCCGGUUUAGUCUAUUUUGAGACGGCUACGGAGUGCUGUCAGGUAGUCAUCGUUGUACCAUGAGUGACAGCGACGACGAUGUACCCCAGCUGUCUGCAUCCACUUUGGCGGCGCUACAGGAGUUUUACGCGGAGGAGAAGUUCGGACUGACUAGGCACGGCGAUGCAGUGGACAAAUUCUCCGUGGGGGCUGUAGAGGAGGACUGGCGGAUGAGCCAGUUCUGGUACAGCGAAGAGACCGCGGAGCGGCUUGCUGAGGAGGUUCUGCUGGCUGCAGGGGAAGGUGGCAGGAUAGCGUGCCUGAGCGCGCCCAGCGUGUACCAGAAACUGAAGCAGCGGAACGCAGCCGCGUCAGCCGUGCUGCUGGAGUUUGACCAGCGCUUCUCCAUCUACGGGGACGAGUUCAUCUUCUACGACUACAAGAACCCGCUGUGCCUGCCCGAGGACGUGGGCCCUCAGAGCUUCGACAUCGUCAUCGCAGACCCACCCUACCUGUCCCAGGAAUGCCUCAGCAAGGUGGCGCUGACGGUGAAGUUUUUGACGAAGGGCAAGGUGCUGCUGUGUACAGGGGCUAUCAUGGAGGAAGAGGCAGAGAAACUCCUGGGUGUGAAAAUAUGCAGGUUCCUCCCCAAACACAGUCAUAACCUGGCCAAUGAGUUCCGCUGCUAUGUCAAUUACCAGUCUGCUCUUGACUCAUGAUGUGUGUUGACCGCAACUGCUGGUCCCAUCUUUUAGUUUUCAAGUUGUAGGAGUGUUACAUCCCAAAGUCAGAAGUGUAAAUUACCUCUCGUAUCCAUUUAAUAAAGUUGAAUUUGUAUUUUGUACAAAACUUGCAAAUAUUUGACAAUAUUUCUGCAGGUAUUUUACUGCUUUUGGCUGAAUACAGUCAAAAUCAGUGGGGCAACUUACAUGCCAUCAAGGCAUUCAUAGUAAGCUCUGGAA
This is a messenger RNA of Megalops cyprinoides (Indo-Pacific tarpon), 1029 nucleotides long. RefSeq names its product EEF1A lysine methyltransferase 1 (gene eef1akmt1). The record is from RefSeq and is a predicted model, not a curated record. Bases 148 to 786 code for a protein of 212 amino acids. The transcript is spliced from 5 exons. Lineage: Eukaryota; Metazoa; Chordata; Actinopteri; Elopiformes; Megalopidae. Gene Ontology annotation, biological process: methylation. Gene Ontology annotation, molecular function: nucleic acid binding; protein-lysine N-methyltransferase activity.